Molecule: messenger RNA, 512 nt
Organism: Aspergillus nidulans FGSC A4
Lineage: Eukaryota; Fungi; Ascomycota; Eurotiomycetes; Eurotiales; Aspergillaceae
Product: 60S ribosomal eL34 domain-containing protein
Exons: 4
Coding region: 67-417 (116 amino acids)
Biological process (GO): translation
Cellular component (GO): ribosome
Molecular function (GO): structural constituent of ribosome
Source: RefSeq, a predicted model, not a curated record
CACGACGACAACCGACGACGACGCCAAUCUCUUGACCAUCCCUUCAGAGGUUCAAGCACAGUCAACAUGGCCAACAACAGACUGCAAUACCGCCGCCGGAACCCGUACAACACACGGUCCAACCGCGUCCGCAUCGUCAAGACCCCCGGCGGCGAGCUGCGAUACCAGCACCUCAAGAAGCAGGGUACCGCUCCCAAGUGCGGUGACUGUGGCAUCAAGCUCCCCGGUAUCCCCGCCCUCCGCCCCCGCGAAUACGCCCAAAUUUCGCGCCCCAAGAAGAACGUCAGCCGUGCCUACGGUGGUUCCCGCUGCGCCGGCUGUGUCAAGGACCGCAUUGUUCGUGCUUUCCUGAUCGAGGAGCAGAAGAUCGUCAAGAAGGUGCUCAAGGAGUCUCAGGAGAAGGCUGCUAAGCGCUAAGGGGUGCAUAUCCAAAGUCGGUGUCUUGUGUUUAGUGGAAAGCAAAUCAAUCAUGGAAAAAUAAAAUCUGGCGGUUAUGGUUCAGUCCGUUUGUG